Molecule: messenger RNA, 639 nt
Organism: Gopherus flavomarginatus (Mexican gopher tortoise)
Lineage: Eukaryota; Metazoa; Chordata; Testudines; Testudinidae
Gene: DNASE1
Product: deoxyribonuclease 1
Biological process (GO): DNA catabolic process
Cellular component (GO): nucleus
Molecular function (GO): DNA nuclease activity
Source: RefSeq, a predicted model, not a curated record
AUGGAGGCCAUCCAGUGUGAAACUGGUGUAAGGGCACAUCUGCAGCCAUACAGCUAUGUGGUCAGCAAGCCCCUGGGCCGGAACUCCUACAAGGAGCAGUACCUCUCUGUCUACAGGACGGGUGUGGUGUCGGUGGUGAACAGUUACUACUAUGAUGACGGCUGUGAGCCCUGUGGGAGCGACACCUUCAGCAGGGAGCCCUUCAUCUUGAAGUUCUCCUCCCCCUACACAGAGGUGCAGGAGUUUGUGCUGGUGCCCCUGCAUACACCCCCCAGCGAGGCUGUGGCAGAGAUUGAUGCCCUCUACGAUGUCUACUUAGAUGUCAUCGACAAGUGGGGGACUGAUAACAUCAUCUUCCUGGGAGACUUCAACGCUGACUGCUCCUAUGUCGGGCCGCAGGACUGGCCUUCCAUCCGCCUGCGCUUCCAGUGGUUCAUCCCGGACAGUGCAGACACCACCGUGUUGUACACAAACUGUGCCUACGACCAGAUCGUGGUGAGUGGCUCUGAGCUGCAGCGUGGUAUGAUGGCCAGAUCUGCCAAGGUCAACAACUUCCAGGAGACUUUCCACCUGCAGCGUGAGGAUACCCUGACCGUGAGUGACCAUUUCCCGGUGGAAGUGACUCUGAAGGCUCACUGA